Microthlaspi erraticum is the source of this 402-nucleotide messenger RNA. NCBI's taxonomy places the organism in Eukaryota, Viridiplantae, Streptophyta, Magnoliopsida, Brassicales, Brassicaceae. The record is from the annotation of a GenBank genome assembly.
AUGGGUGGAAGGAAUGACGAAGGUGGGAGAGGUAAAGAGAAAGAGGAAGAAGAGCAAGACGGCAUGUCCGUACACUCUCCCUGUAAGACUUUACCUUCCUCCGCUUCCUCUCUCUCCAAGGAGCAGUCACAGGUUGAAUUGGAGCUCAGGUUAUUAGAAGGUCUUGAAAUCUAUCCUCCCGUUAAACUCAGAGGCAUGCAUCGCCACUUUGUUCUUUAUGGUCUGAUGGAAUAUCUCGGAAGGAGCUUUGACCGACAGUUCACAGCGGAUGAGGUUCUACAGCUACUGGAUCGUUUCUACAACAUCGAGAUGCUGAAAUCAGAUGAUGAGGACAUGGACAUUCUGAAUCAUGAGGAAGACUUUACCUUGCCGGAGAGUUACUUUGAUAAGGAAGAACAAUGA